This is a messenger RNA of Hevea brasiliensis (rubber tree), 1512 nucleotides long. RefSeq names its product CMP-sialic acid transporter 1. Lineage: Eukaryota; Viridiplantae; Streptophyta; Magnoliopsida; Malpighiales; Euphorbiaceae. The record is from RefSeq and is a predicted model, not a curated record. The transcript is spliced from 8 exons. Gene Ontology annotation, biological process: pyrimidine nucleotide-sugar transmembrane transport. Gene Ontology annotation, molecular function: pyrimidine nucleotide-sugar transmembrane transporter activity. Gene Ontology annotation, cellular component: Golgi membrane. Bases 108 to 1112 code for a protein of 334 amino acids.
UAGAAUUUAAUAAAAGGGAAAUGGACUAGCGAUCAUAUUCAUCUGAGGAAACGAGAACAAAAAAUGAAAAGCAGGGAACACAGCUAACCCCAGAAGAGGAGAGCAGGAUGCAGUGGUACAUGGUUGCUGUGCUUCUCACCAUUCUCACUAGUUCUCAGGGAAUUUUGACAACUCUAUCUCAAAGUAAUGGAAGGUAUUUGUUCGACUAUGCAACUGUACCAUUUCUUGCUGAAUUUUUUAAGCUAGUAGUUUCUGGUUUAUUUCUUUGGAGAGAGCACCGGAUAUCACCAUCUGUGAGGAUGACUAGAGAAUGGAAAACUGUGCGCUUAUAUCCUAUUCCGUCAGUGAUAUAUCUAAUUCAUAACAAUGUCCAGUUUGCUACACUGACUUUUGUGGAUACAUCUACAUAUCAGAUAAUGGGUAAUUUAAAGAUCGUUACCACUGGCAUAUUAUUCAGGUUAUUUUUGAGGAGGAAGUUGUCUAAUCUGCAGUGGAUGGCAAUUGUUCUAUUAGCUGUUGGAACAACUACAAGUCAGGUUAAAGGUUGUGGAGAGGCUUCUUGUAAUUCUCUAUUUUCAGCUCCAAUCCAAGGCUAUUUGUUGGGUAUUCUGUCUGCAUGUCUAUCAGCUUUGGCUGGUGUCUAUACGGAGUUUCUGAUGAAGAAGAACAAUGACAGCUUGUACUGGCAGAAUGUGCAAUUGUAUACAUUCGGUGUGAUAUUCAAUAUGGCACGGCUUCUCCUGGAUGACUUCAGAAGUGGAUUUGAGAAGGGGCCUUGGUGGCAACGCCUUCUCAAUGGCUAUAGUAUUAUUACAUGGAUGGUGGUUUUGAAUCUAGGAUCCACUGGCUUACUGGUUUCAUGGUUAAUGAAGUACGCUGACAACAUUGUGAAGGUAUAUUCCACAUCAAUGGCAAUGUUGCUGACAACGGUUUUGUCUAUAUACCUUUUUAGCUUCAAGCCUACAUUGCAGCUUUUCCUGGGUAUCAUCAUCUGUAUGAUGUCACUGCACAUGUAUUUUGCCCAUCCAAACAUGCUUGUGGAUUUGCCAACGGUCAAAUCUCCUCCUGAGAGCCUAAAAGAAGUUUCUAUUGAACGACAAACAGAUUCCUGAUGUUUCUUAUAUGUCUAGAAGCUAAUUGUUUUGCUAGGUGCUCACUGAAAGUUGCAUUGCAAAUGGUUUUAAUUCAUGAGAUGCAACAAAGGGAAUAUUACACAAGUGUCCUUGUCUUGCUUGCACAGAUAUGCCUCCUUGGCUGGAUUUAGAGCCAAUUUUAUGACCAUCAUUCUUCUUCAAAACUAUUUGGCCAUCUGGUGAGACGUCAUGCAAGAAGCAUGAGGAUAACUUUUGUGAUCCAGGGUAGUUCAAAAGGUUUCUUCUUUAUCAUUUAUAGUAAGAGGCAAGAUUGUUAGCAAAUCACACUCUUUGAAAUUUGUUGCAGUAUACUUUGUUACAAAGCAAGCUUCUAAUAUUGAUAAUGAAGUAAAUUAACACCGAGGCAUUCCCAGAUUCA